GAAGCUGUAGAAAUUCCCUAGCUGAAGAAUUUGUUGUUUCUUUUAGGGAACAUUUUUUUUUAAUUUUUGCUUUUUAUUCUCCCUGCCUCAGGAAGAAAAUGGCUUUUUUAAUGAAAAGCAUGUUAAGCAGCCAGGUAAAGAAUUUAGGCCUUGGUGGUGGAGGUGAGGAAAAGACAGAAGAAAGUAGUCCUUCUGACCCAGCUGCAGCAGCAGGAAUGACUAGAGAGGAGUAUGAAGAAUAUCAAAAGCAAAUGGUUGAGGAGAAGAUGGAGAGAGAUGCAGCAUUUGCACACAAAAAAGCUGAGAGAGCUUGUCUACGAGUUCAUCUAAGAGAAAAGUACAGGCUCCCUAAGAGUGAAAUGGAUGAGAAUGCAGUACAGAUGGCUGGAGAUGAUGUGGAUGAUGUGGGCUUGCCAGAAGACCUUCAGAAAAUGGUGGCAGAAGAUCAAGAAGAAGAAGAAGACAAGGAGUCUUUUCUUGGCCAGUUGCAGAACCUCCAGAACAUGGAUAUGGAUGCUAUUAAAGAAAAGGCUCAAGCCACUUUCACUGAAAUAAAGCAGACAGCUGAGCAAAAAUGUUCUGUAAUGUAAAAGGCAAGGCACAGUUUUGUGAACCAUAUGAAUUUAAUAUUGCAUCAUUGGGGCUGCUGGAGAGGGCAAGGACAAUUAAGGGAAUACCACAUAGUUCCACAGCAAUGUGUGUAAAUAUGAGGGAGAGAGACUUCUAAACCUCUAGGUGUUCACAAAAUUAGGUGAGUUCCCUG
Molecule: messenger RNA, 763 nt
Organism: Gavialis gangeticus (Gharial)
Lineage: Eukaryota; Metazoa; Chordata; Crocodylia; Gavialidae
Gene: CPLX4
Product: complexin 4
Exons: 4
Coding region: 99-590 (163 amino acids)
Biological process (GO): neurotransmitter transport; regulation of neurotransmitter secretion; synaptic vesicle exocytosis
Cellular component (GO): terminal bouton; SNARE complex
Molecular function (GO): syntaxin binding
Source: RefSeq, a predicted model, not a curated record